Pseudomassariella vexata is the source of this 1444-nucleotide messenger RNA. RefSeq lists its product as uncharacterized. NCBI's taxonomy places the organism in Eukaryota, Fungi, Ascomycota, Sordariomycetes, Amphisphaeriales, Pseudomassariaceae. Bases 434 to 1444 code for a protein of 336 amino acids. The transcript is spliced from 4 exons. The record is from RefSeq and is a predicted model, not a curated record.
CUAAUUGAUGUUACUGACAGGUUACGCUAUGGGUCUGGGAUGUGAUCAACUUGCACACUUAUACUUCGUCUAGAUCCAAAACAUCAACUUAAGACGUGCAACCAGAUAGUUUAUAAAAAAGUACCCACAACCAUCACAUCCCUGGCCUCUAACCCAACGACACAAUCGCCGCUAAGAUAACCGACUACCCCAACUCUCACUUCCUCAUCUACUACCAAAACCCUUCCAGGCUACUAUGAGAGUCCUCUAAGCAAGCCUUUGCCGAUCACGGCAUCAUCAACAUCGAGGUCGUCGUCGGCGAUAGCCUGACCACUCUACCUUCUCUCCACCCCGAGGAGCCAUAGGAUGUGAUGUUUCUCGACACCCGAAAGACGGUGCGUCCGCAGUACCUGGCGACGAUCCUGGAGCAGUCGCUGCCGGGGAGUAAGGAGGGAUGGUUGCUGCGGAAGCGGGGGAAGGGAAGGGAGGAGUCAUUAUGGAGGAUCAUGUGCUGUGGUGGAGGUUGGUUGCGGAUGAUAGUCGGGGGAACCCGUAUCGGAAGGGGAAGGUGAAUGGGGGAAAUGCUGUGAAUGGGUAUGGGGGUGUCGAUGGGGACUAUGAGAGGAAGGACGAGACGGAGAAACUGAGGGAGUUCAACGAAAUUAUGCAUCAGAAUGAGCGGCUUUAUAUUUUCAUGAUGCCGCUUUGGGAUGGGGUUGGGUUGGCUCCUCAGAAGGCUCCUCAGAAGACCCUCGGACAACCUAGAUCGUUAAAGCACACGGGAGAUCAGGUGGACGACUCUUGGUACAAACCUGCCCUCGGCCAAUGCAUCCCAGGCUUCAGCUAUCCCAUCCAAAGUGUGGGGAACGAAGAAUGCUACAUUCAACGACACCCAAUCACCGGCAACUUCAUACAGGUCGUCUGCAUCCAGGAAUGCUCCAGUCGGGUUGCCUGGGUCUCUCUCUAUUCAAGCCCGGCAAGGUUUGGCCCUUACGCCUUCUCCUUAUCCCGCGAUGAUCUUAGCCUUGAUGAUUCUACAGGAUCAAGUGCGUACGCUGGAAUGCCCAUUAGAGGGUUAAACCCCUCAAACCCAGCUGCCAUGCCGGCUAUCCAAGGUAUUUCUGCAGCCAUGGAGUCUUCGCUGACCAGCCUUCGCCCCAGUCUUGCCGAAUCAAGAACCUCGAAUCAAGCUCACACCGGGCCCACCUCGGGUUGUCCUACAACCCCCCAUUGCCAGCGCAGGAGCGACUUCCCGCAGCACCACCGACAGUACCCACCAGUAACGGCAGCAGUUCAUAGUUCCACGAGCUUUGUACAAGCAUCAAGUAGAAGAAGGCUAUACACAUGCCAUAGAUGGAACGUUCUUCCCCAUCUGAUGCGGCCCCGAUGGGGACUAGGCACGGUUCCAGGCCGACGUGGUCCACAACAACGAGAUCCUCAACUAGUUGCGGGCAAAAGACGAUGA